Molecule: messenger RNA, 1753 nt
Organism: Trichechus manatus latirostris (Florida manatee)
Lineage: Eukaryota; Metazoa; Chordata; Mammalia; Sirenia; Trichechidae
Gene: CCDC134
Product: coiled-coil domain containing 134
Exons: 7
Coding region: 98-787 (229 amino acids)
Source: RefSeq, a predicted model, not a curated record
CUGCCGGGUUGUCAAUGCAUAUCGGUUGGCGACCCUCGUUCCGCUCUCGGGGGCCUGCCCGCGUCCCUUUCCUGCACGCCCGGGCCGGGUCUUGGAUAUGGACCUUCUUCAGUUCCUGGCCUUCCUCUUUGCCCUGGCACUGUCUGGGAUGGGAGCCACAGGGACCCUGAGGACUUCCCUGCACCCAAGCCUGGAGAUCUACAAGAAGAUGUUUGAGGUGAAACGCCGGGAGCAGCUGCUGGCACUGAAGAACCUGGCACAGCUGAAUGACGUCCACCAGCAGUACAAGAUCCUCGACGUCAUGCUCAAGGGGCUCUUUAAGGUGCUGGAGGACUCCAGGACAAUGCUCAUUGCUGCCGACGUGCUCCCGGAUGGACCCUUCCCCCAGGACGAGAAGCUGAAGGAUGCCUUUUCGCAUGUGGUGGAGAACACGGCCUUCUUCGGUGACGUGGUGCUGCGCUUCCCCAGGAUCGUGCACCACUACUUCGACCGCAACUCCAACUGGAACCUGCUCAUUCGCUGGGGCAUCAGCUUCUGCAACCAGACGGGCGUCUUCGACCAGGGGCCCCACUCACCCAUCCUUGGCCUGAUGGCGCAGGAGCUGGGGAUCAGUGAGAAAGACUCCGACUUCCAGAACCCGUUUAAAGUAGAUCGCACAGAGUUCAUUCCCAGCACCAACCCUUUCCAGAAGGCUCUGAGAGAAGAGGAAAAACGCCGGAAGAAAGAGGAGAAGCGAAAAGAGAUCCGAAAAGGCCCUCGGAUCUCGAGAUCCCAGUCUGAGUUAUAGCCCCGGAGCAGCUCAGGGUCCGAGGGGCCAGGAGGAGGUCACGUGGGAGGAAGAGGCAGCAGCGGUGUGGCCGAGGUGCAGCGGCAGCGACUGUGUGGUGAGAGCGGCUCGUGAGAUGGGAAGGCCACAUCUGCUCGGCCCCUGGGGAGCCAGAUCUGAGCCUGGCUGAUGGGGCUGAACUUUCUCCUGGGGCCUCCCUGGAAGGGUGCCACGGGGGCCUUCAGAGGCUGCUGUGCUGCAGAUGUGACCUUAUAGAGACUGCUAGGGGAGAAGAGAGGACCCCACUGCGCCCUCCUGUUGGGGUGGAGACCCUUGUGGGGGCAGCAGAACCAGGCUGUGCGGUGAGAAGGUGGCAUGCCUACUGCUGGCCCCACCCACUGUCACUGAGCGCCACCGGCACAGGUCCCAGCCCCACUGCAGAGACAAUAAAAGCCAGCAAAUCGAUGACUGAGGCUGGCCUGGGCCUGGGCCACUGCGAGCCGCCCAGUGGGCAAUGGUGAGGGGCCUGGAGCGAGGGGCCCCAGGGACAUAGAAAGCAGCAAAGAGAACGCCCCUGUCUCAUCUGGAGGAGCCCAGGCCCUGCUGGUCCCUUGUCAGCACUGCACUUGGCGAAGGUCAGUGUUGGAAAGUGUCCUGGGAGGGUAUCAGCCCAAGGAGACCUUGGAGCAACAUGGCCUCUGUCCUCAGAGGCCUGAGGACGGUGGUUGAGCAGGGCCAGCUUGUCCUCUCGGGCAGCACUGAAACCCUAAGCCUGCAGCUGGGGGCCACAGGGGGACCGGCCCCAGCUCUGCAGGGGCUGUGCAUCUCACUGCCUUGAGCUUGGUCAGAUAGUGAGCUCGUAGCCUCAGGAGGCGUGAAGCAGAGACCUGUGGCCGCAGGGCAGGGCAGCUUCAUGCUUUCUGUGCCUUCCAGGCAGAGGAGGGAAAGGCCCUGGUGGGAACUCUCCCUCUGCCCCUCUGGCCUGGC